This is a messenger RNA of Coccinella septempunctata (seven-spotted ladybird), 3615 nucleotides long. RefSeq names its product pre-mRNA-processing factor 39 (gene Prp39). Gene Ontology annotation, biological process: mRNA 5'-splice site recognition; RNA processing. The record is from RefSeq and is a predicted model, not a curated record. Lineage: Eukaryota; Metazoa; Arthropoda; Insecta; Coleoptera; Coccinellidae. Gene Ontology annotation, molecular function: protein binding. The transcript is spliced from 11 exons. Gene Ontology annotation, cellular component: U1 snRNP; nucleus; commitment complex. Bases 311 to 3319 code for a protein of 1002 amino acids.
CCAUCUAUGUUCAAGUCAAAUUUGGUGAAGCGCGAAUGUGAAAAUUUUGAUUUUAAGAAUUUGCGUAAUUAGUCAUUCAGUUAUCUAUUAAACCAGUAGUUUUCAUUUGUUGAUAAUCAAUAAUUUAUAAGAUAUAUCACUCAGUAGACAUUUCAACGAUAGAAUCUAUUUCCACGCCGAAUACGCGCAAGUGCUGUUGUGAUCGGCCAUUUUGUUAAUGCUUGCUAUGCUAAGUUGAUAAUUAUUAAUUGACGGAGGUUUUGGACGAAACUCACGUUUUAGGUAUAAAAAAGUGAAUUAAUAAUUUGAGAUGAAUACCGAAGAGGAUACUAAAGUGCCCAUUAGAAGAACAAGGAGUUCGGCUAAGACGACCUCUAGUCCACAAAGUGUUACUCCUAAAACAACUAGAAAAACUAAAAAGAAAGUUGUAGUUAUGGAAGUUGAAGUAUCGGAUGAAGAAGUUCCUUCGGAAUCUGGGGCAACAAUCGAUAAACAGGAUUCAGAAAGCAUCAUUAUUGAGAAUAAGGAAGCUGAUGAUAAAGAUCAUACUAAUGAAGAUAAAGAAGUUAAUGAAAAUGAAAAUACCUCUACUGAGAAGAAAGAAGUUGAAGAAAGCAAGGGAGAUUCAAAACAGGAAUCAGAUGAUGUAAUAGAAGAAAAACAAGAAUUGGAAGAAAAGGUAGAAAAUGGAAGUGAUGCCGUUGAAAAAGAUAAAGAAGUGAGUUCACAACAUGAGGCUGAAAUUGAAAACAUGGAAGUUGACUCUAAAGUAGAAGAAAACAUUGUUACGAUGGAUGUUGAUGAUUCUGAGGAAGAACCAGCAAAUGAUUCAGCUGAUAUAGAUCGAAAAGAUGAGGAGCAGCAGGAUACUGCAGAAAAAAUCAAAUUAGAAUCUAAGGAGACAGAGGAUAACAAUGAUAAUGAGGAAGUUGUUAAUGAAACUGAAGGCAAAAUUUCUGAAACAAAAGAAGCUACAGUUGUUGAUGAGAACGGAGCGACAACUGAUGAAAUAAAUGAAGCUUCCAAUGUUGAAGAAAUUAAAUCUGUGAUUGCGGACCAAGAAGAAACUAUAAAAGUUGAAAAAAUGGAAACCAGUGAAACUAGUGAAAAUGAUGAACCAAAAACUGAAGAGAAAGUAGAAAAUGGUAACGAUCCGGAUACUGAAAAUAUUUCUGAGGAUGAACUACCUACAGUACAAGCCGUUAAGGUUCCGGAAACUGAAGAAGUUUCUGAUGAAGAAUUACCUGGACCUAAAAGAGCAGAACUACCAGCAGACACAGAGGUAGUCUCUGAAGAUGAGCUUCCCACAGUUAAAAAAGAGGGCAAGCGUAAAUUAAAUGAAGGAGAAUAUGAUCCAGGAUCUCCAACAUCCGAAGCUGAAGUCUCAACUAAAAAGUUCAAAGAAGAUAAAGAUGCGGAAAAGGAAAAAGAGGAAAAGGUCGUUAAGCCAAAGAAACUACCGGAAUUGGAUAAAUUCUGGAAAGCAGUAAAUGAUGACCCAACUGAUUUUACUGGAUGGACCUACUUGCUUCAAUAUGUCGACCAGGAGAAUGAUAUGGAGGCUGCAAGAGAGGCGUAUGAUGCCUUCUUAUCACAUUAUCCAUACUGUUAUGGAUAUUGGAGAAAAUAUGCUGACUAUGAAAAACGAAAGGGCAACAAAAAGAAGUGCGAGGAGGUUUUCGAGAGAGGAUUGAAAGCAAUACCUUUGUCGGUGGACCUAUGGAUCCAUUACCUCAACUAUGUGAAAAGCAGCAGGCAAGACGACGAGGAUUAUGUUAGGUCGCAGUUCGAGAGGGCAAUUUCCGCUUGCGGCUUGGAGUUUCGGUCAGAUCGUCUCUGGGAUUCUUACAUUCGCUGGGAAACCGAAGGUAAACGUUUACAGAGGAUCACGGCUAUCUAUGAUAAACUGUUAACGACGCCCACUCAGGGAUACACGGCCCACUUUGAAAGUUUUCAGGAACACAUAUCAACAAAUCCACCCAACAAAGUUUUGGAGGUCGAUGAAUUCUUGGCGCUUCGCAAGGAGGUAAAAAGCCUGUUGAAACACGAUACCACCGAAGCGUCAGUGGAUUCAGAUGCGCCGCCUGGAGAUGAAGACCUCAAUAAGAUGAUCAGUACCGACGAAGAAACGAAACUGAUCAGAGAAAGGAUAAUUUCGAUCAGGAGGAAAAUAUACAAAAAUACUGUAACCGCAGUGUCGGCCAGGUGGAACUUUGAAGAGGGGAUCAAACGUCCAUAUUUCCACAUCAAACAAUUGGAAAGGUGCCAGUUGAAAAAUUGGCAAGAUUACCUCGAUUUUGAAAUACAACAAGGGGACAAAACUCGAACAAUCGUUUUAUUCGAAAGAUGCUUGAUCGCCUGCGCCCUUUAUGAAGAGUUUUGGCUGAAGUUUAUACAUUAUUUGAAUACAUUGAAAGAUGAAGACAUUGUCCCGAAAAUAAGAGACGUCUAUGAGAGGGCUUGCACGAUUCAUCAUCUCAAAAAGCCAAAUCUUCAUCUCCAGUGGGCCAUAUUCGAGGAAUCCAACCAGAACGCCAACAGGGCGGCUGAAAUUCUAGUCAACCUGGAGAAGUGUGUACCUAAUCUCCUUCAAGUAGCCAACAGGAGGAUAGGACUGGAACGACGAAGGGGCGACAACGAAAAAUGCUGUCAACUUUUCGAACAUUACAUGAACACCUCCAAGAAUAAAGCGACAGUCAGCUAUCACGCGAUCAAAUAUUCCAGAUUCCAGCAUAAGGUGAUGAAGAAUUACGAAAAAGCUGUUGACAUAUUGAAGAACGCCAUCAUCAAGGACCACACCAACCCCAGACUGUAUUUACAAUACAUUGAUCUCACUAUGCAGAAGGACGAUGUUACGGAAAAGGAAAUCGUGGAAAUAUUCGAUUCUUUCCUGGAGAAAGAAAGCGUUGACGCGGAUCAAAAGGUUCUUUUCGCUCAGAGGAAGUUGGAAUAUUUGGAGGACUUUGGGAGUGACAUCCAGUCCAUUCAGAAGGCUUUUGAAGAUUAUCAGAAACAUCUGAAGCAGUGCAAAGAUGUCAGUCUCAAAAGGAAGGACAGUAAGGGGGAAACAAGUUCGAGCAAAAAAGAGAAGUCGUCCGCGCAACCUGCUGCUCAGGCCGGACCAUAUGGUCCUUACGGAAGCUACAACGCUUCAGGACAAGGGUCCUACCAGUAUUCGGGCUCCCAGCCCCAGGGUCAAUACAAUUAUCAACAAUACGGCCAGAACGAUCAGUACCCAUACCAAAAUUGGCAGUAUCCGCAAGGUGGAUAUGGCAGCUACAAUCAGUGGGGCUCCUACGGAAGCGGCUAUGGCUACUAAAUGAUUCCGCUGAAACAAUGUGGUCUGACAUAUUCCUCCAUUUAUUUAUUGUUCAGUUUUUCAAAUAGGGUCCUCACAAAUUGUAAAUGUUGAUUUUUUGAAGGAAUGUAAAUAGUACGAGAGUUGAUUAUUUCUGAUAUGUCAAAUUCGUGUCAUUAAUGAGAUGAGAUAGUUUGCACACAUUUUUAUCAUCGUUGAUUUUCAUUAAUGAAAUCGGAAUGGUUUGGAAUCAUAUAUUAUUAAUUUGACAGUAUAUUUUGAAGUAGUUGGAUGUUUUUAAUAAAUUAUUUUUAGAA